This is a messenger RNA of Ascochyta rabiei, 1623 nucleotides long. RefSeq lists its product as uncharacterized. Lineage: Eukaryota; Fungi; Ascomycota; Dothideomycetes; Pleosporales; Didymellaceae. The transcript has 2 exons. The coding region runs from base 1 to 1623 and encodes 540 amino acids. The record is from RefSeq and is a predicted model, not a curated record.
AUGUAUUCUCAGCGCCAGGUGCCGCCUCCGCUGAAGCGCUCCUAUUCGGGGGAUAGCCAAAGCAGUUAUGCCAGCCGUGCGACAACCGCCUCGAAUGCCAGCUCCAGAUUGCUUUUUGGUGAGAUUCCGCUGUCGCCCUCGACUACGGUAGACGGACGAUCGGUGCGCUCUUACGGCUCAGUAUGCAACCUCGUGCUGUCCACCAGCUCCGUCUUCCUCCGCUUCUGGCUGAACGACAAAUGUCGCGACAACAUGCUCGAGCAAAUGGAGCCCGAGGACCUUGCCAACUUCCGCCUCGUCUGCCAUGACAUGUCCACACGCGCUGCGCCUUUCCUUUUCGAUUCAGUCACUACCACCUUCAAAUCAUCAACCUUCACCAAGCCCGCCCGCAUCGACGCCCUUUCCCGGAUAGGACGCCACAUCAAGACACUUACCUUCCACAUGCCGCACACUCCCGAUACCUUCCUGCCGCCCGUCAUUGAUCCGGAAACCGGAGCAGAGAAGCAGUUUGUCUACGAGCCGCAGGUGCAGAACCCACAGAACGGCCCGGCGAAAGACAAGACACCAAAGUACGGGAGCUGGGAAAUGCAAGACCUCCUUGUCAAGCAGUACCCGCCUCUGUUCCACGCCGCCACAAACGUUCCCUCUUUUGUUUCCGCCUUCUCCGAGCUUAUCAACCUCAUCCACCUGAAGAUCUCGUGCCCCGGCUCGAACAACCAGAUCCGACACCGCCGAACCGUGGUCGACUAUGCCCUCAUCUCCAUCCGGAUCGCCGUCGAGCGUGCGCCAUUGUACAGCCUGACGGCCCUGUCAAUGCAUCCCAUUCACGCAGGCGGCCUUCUCUACCUCCACCCCAUGCACGGCUUUGGAAGCACUCCAUCAUCGGCAAAGCGCUGGACCCAAAUCCGAAGGCUAUCCAUCUGCAUGGAGUCCAUUCCCUUCUGCACUUCAUCCGAUAAGACACGCGCGCAGUCGAUCGAACACUUGCGCAUCCUUCACGCCUAUCUCCGAACACUGUCACGUGGUGUCACGCGACUACACUUCCGAUGGAAGGGCGAGCGCGGUCCUUCUCCCCUCUCAUUGGACAAGGAACCCUGCAUGCAGCCUGUCGAGGACGAGAUGACACACCCAACCAUGCGCGGCGAGGUCAAGGGCCCCAAGCCCCUCAAGUUCACACGCCUUCGCUGCAUGGAGCUCGAAAACGCCGUCAUGGACUCCGCGCAGAUCUCCAACUUCAUCGAAACCCACCGCCGCACGCUCGUCGAGUUCAACUUUGAAGACGUCAAGCUCCGCGAGGGCAGCUGGGACGAUGCGCUCCAGCCUCUGACCGUCAUCACCGGCAGCGACCGCUGGAAGAAGACCCAGGAAGAGGUCAUGGACGUCCCCAUCAUGCUAUCUCCCAUCGACGCGGAGCCACGCAUUAUGGGCCCGCUACUCGAGGAAGUCGACCAGGCUAUUGAAGACGCCAGCAAAGAUCGGGGUGGCCACACACUCUCCCGAUGGCUCAGCAAGCCAAACCAAAAGCUGAAGAAGAGCCCUGCCAUCGGCCCGAGCGGCAAGGUAGACAGCUUCUUCGGCGCAGACCACAUGAAGCGCUUCCUGCGCAUCUCAUCGUGGAAAUAG